Molecule: messenger RNA, 2731 nt
Organism: Quercus lobata
Lineage: Eukaryota; Viridiplantae; Streptophyta; Magnoliopsida; Fagales; Fagaceae
Product: pentatricopeptide repeat-containing protein At2g37230-like
Exons: 2
Coding region: 139-2433 (764 amino acids)
Molecular function (GO): mRNA binding; protein binding
Source: RefSeq, a predicted model, not a curated record
ACUGUAACCCAGAACCCGGCUCCCAGCUCCAACCGAUCACCCAUAGCCUCCUAUCUCCACACCGCCGGCCAACCACCUCAAAUCCUCCUCUGUCUCCAACACUCUCAUUUCAGACUCUCACUUCUCAAAAUCCUAUCAAUGGCUUACAUGUCUGUAUCUAAACCCUACCAAUGGUCCCCCAGGGUUUUCCCCACCAUACCCAGAACCUUAAACCCUUCCUCCACCUUCAGUCUCCUCCGCUUCUUCACUACCACCGACGACUCUGUCUCUGUCUCCUCCGUGGAUCAAAACCCAAACCCAGUUCCGGGUCCUGAAGCUCCACGGCCCGAGAAACCGAACCCGGAAAAUGUGGAGCCAAGGGUGACUCGGAGAACCCCACGAGGUAAUUUUCGAAACCCAGAAAAGAUAGAGGAUGUUAUAUGUAGAAUGAUGGCGAGUCGGGCUUGGACGACCCGGUUACAGAACUCGAUCCGGGCAUUGGUGCCCGAGUUCGAUAAUUCAUUGGUUUGGAAUGUGUUGCAUAGUGCUAAGAACUCGGAGCACGCGCUCCAGUUCUUCAGGUGGGUCGAGCGGGCCGGGUUGGUCCGCCAUGACCGUGACACCCAUUUGAAAAUGAUUGAGAUUUUGGGCAGAGCUUCGAAGCUCAACCAUGCUAGGUGCAUACUGUUUGAUAUGCCGGAAAAAGGGGUUGAAUGGGAUGAGGAAUUGUUUGUUUUGAUGAUUGAGAGCUAUGGUAAAGCUGGGAUUGUUCAGGAGUCUGUGAAGAUUUUUCAGAAAAUGAAGGAAUUGGGUGUGGAGAGGACUGUGGAGUCGUAUGAUGCUUUGUUUAAGGUGAUUAUGAGGCGUGGGCGGUAUAUGAUGGCGAAGAGGUACUUUAAUGCCAUGUUGAAUGAAGGGAUUGAGCCAACUCGUCAUACUUACAAUUUGAUGAUUUGGGGGUUCUUUUUGUCGUUGAGGUUGGAGACGGCGAAAAGGUUUUAUGAGGAUAUGAAGAGUAGAGGGAUUUCGCCGGAUGUGGUCACUUAUAAUACUAUGAUUAAUGGGUAUAAUCGGUUUAAGAUGAUGGAUGAGGCAGAGAAGUUGUUUACAGAGAUGAAGGGGAGGAACAUAGCUCCUACCGUUAUAAGUUAUACUACCAUGGUAAAGGGGUAUGUUUCAGUUGGGCGAGUUGAUGAUGGGUUGAGAUUGUUCGAUGAGAUGAAGUCUUUUGGUAUUAAGCCUAAUGAUGUUACGUACACCACCUUGUUGCCUGGGCUUUGUGAUGCAGAGAAAAUGCCUGAGGCUCGAAGUAUAUUGAAGGAGAUGGUUGAGAAGCAUAUUGCUCCUAAGGAUAAUUCCAUCUUUAUGAAAUUGUUAACUUGCCAAUGCAAGUCCAGUAACUUGGAUGCGGCUACAGAUGUGCUAAAGGCGAUGAUUCGGUUGAGCAUACCCACAGAGGCUGGUCAUUAUGGUGUCUUAAUUGAGAAUUUUUGUAAGGCUGAGGACUAUGAUCAGGCCAUUAAGUUGUUGGAUAAGCUUAUUGAGAAGGAAAUCGUCUUGAGGCCACAGAGUUCUUUGGAUAUGGAGCCUAGUGCUUAUAACCCAAUGAUUCAAUAUCUGUGCAAACAUGGGCAGACAGGGAAAGCAGAAAUCUUUUUCCGGCAAUUGAUGAAAAAGGGUGUUCUGGAUUCGGUUGCUUUUAACAAUUUGCUCUGUGGUCAUUCUAAAGAGGGGAAUCCUGAUUCUGCUUUUGAAAUUCUAAAGAUCAUGGAUAGGAGAGGGGUCUCUAGAGAUGCAGAUUCAUACAAAUUGCUUAUCAAGAGCUCCUUGAACAAGGGUGAACCAGCUGAUGCCAAAACAGCUUUGGAUAGUAUGAUUGAAGCUGGGCAUCUUCCGGAUUCAUCACUAUUCAGGUCAGUCAUGGAGAGCUUAUUUGAAGAUGGGAGGGUGCAAACUGCAAGCCGGGUGAUGAAGAGUAUGGUGGAGAAGGGGGUGAAGGAAAAUAUGGAUUUGGUUGCUAAGAUCUUGGAAGCCCUCCUCAUGAGAGGUCAUGUUGAAGAAGCCCUGGGACGCAUUGAUCUAUUUAUGCAUAAUGGGUGCUCACUUGAUUUUGACAGUCUUUUGUCUUUUCUUUGUGAGAAAGGGAAGACAAUUGCUGCUCUUAAGCUGCUAGAUUUUGCUUUGGAGAGAGAUUAUACAAUAGACUUUUCAAGUUAUGACAAGGUUUUGGAUGCUCUUUUGGCAGCAGGGAAGACACUCAAUGCAUAUUCAAUAUUGUGUAAAAUAAUGGAGAAAGGAGGGGCCUCUGAUUGGAGUAGUUGUGCGGAUCUGAUCAAGAGUCUUAAUCAGGAGGGAAACACAAAGCAAGCAGAUAUUCUCUCUAGAAUGAUUAAGGGUGAAGAGAAGUCCCAUGUGAGCAAAAAAGGGAAAAAACAUGCUACUGUUGCUGCCUAAUGUCCUGUCUCUUCACUUUUCUUCUGCUGUUUUGAGGUGAGAAUUCAGGCAUGAACUUUUUUUAAAUGAUGAGAAAAGUUUCAUUCUUAGGGGAAUAAGCCGUUAGAAUUGAAAUGUAAUCUGUUAGUGGCUUUGUUUCAGUUCCGGGGUUGUAAUUCCUCUUGACAAUUUUCCAAUUGAAUUUAUAAUCAACUCAGUUCAAUGAAGGUAGCCUUAUUAGUUCUUUUGUUUGCAAACAUGGAUCUGAUUACUGCCUAUUAUUGAAUUUGAAAUUUCACUUCUCAUUAUCAUUUGUUUA